CCCAUCCCUGCUCAGCAACGCGGUGGGGUUGCUUUGUGCCCAUCUUGCUGCGGCGCCUUUUGUCCACCAUGGCUUCUUCGCCGAUGGCAGCGCCCUCACCAUGCGCCACAGCAAGCGGGGUGUCCUCCACUGGGCUCCGCAGGAAGGCCUGAAUGUCGCAGCGGAGUGGGCUAAUGAGUACUUCGUGAAGGCCUACUUUAGCUCUGACGAAGCGCUCCCUUGUUGGUACAGGGGGCCGCCCAGCCGCUGCGGAACGCUUUCCCGCCCUCUUGGGUGCCGUGUUGCAAAACGGCCGGGGUAUGAGCAGCACACGUGUCGUUUUUGCCCGCACUGGGCAGCAAGCCAGAGCCUGUGCCGCUUGGCAGUGAUUUUGUUGCGUUUCUGGGGGGCGAAAGAGUGA
This is a messenger RNA of Trypanosoma rangeli, 400 nucleotides long. RefSeq names its product Tbingi protein. The transcript has a single exon. The annotation marks the transcript as partial. Lineage: Eukaryota; Euglenozoa; Kinetoplastea; Trypanosomatida; Trypanosomatidae. The record is from RefSeq and is a predicted model, not a curated record.